Messenger RNA from Mytilus trossulus (common blue mussel), 369 nucleotides. Its product is annotated as ankyrin repeat domain-containing protein 34B-like. The record is from RefSeq and is a predicted model, not a curated record. The transcript has a single exon. Lineage: Eukaryota; Metazoa; Mollusca; Bivalvia; Mytilida; Mytilidae. Bases 1 to 369 code for a protein of 122 amino acids. Gene Ontology annotation, molecular function: protein binding.
AUGGCGAACGAAGCUUUACUCUUUACAGCGCUGUCAACAAAUAAUAUCAAACUUGCAAAGAUUUUAGUAUUAGGUGGAGUUACUAUUAAUUGUAAAAAUCAAAAUGGACUGACACCACUUAUGAUUGCUUGCCAUAUGAACAUUGAUGAAAAAAGGAAAUGUGAUUUUAUAAAGUGCCUUUUAGACAAUAACGUAGAUAUAAAAGAUACAGACACUGCAGGACGGACUGCACUUAUGUACGCUAUAAAAUCAGGAUCAGCUUCCAUAAUUCAAUUACUGAAACGACAUGGACUUACUAAUUCAGUUAAGGCAGGAAAAAGGUUUAGUCGAGCGGACGAAAUGAGAAUAUGGGGAAGUUUUGACAGUUAA